Brassica rapa (field mustard) is the source of this 17788-nucleotide messenger RNA. RefSeq names its product transcription factor bHLH123. Gene Ontology annotation, cellular component: nucleus. The record is from RefSeq and is a predicted model, not a curated record. Gene Ontology annotation, molecular function: protein dimerization activity; DNA-binding transcription factor activity, RNA polymerase II-specific; RNA polymerase II cis-regulatory region sequence-specific DNA binding. Gene Ontology annotation, biological process: regulation of transcription by RNA polymerase II. NCBI's taxonomy places the organism in Eukaryota, Viridiplantae, Streptophyta, Magnoliopsida, Brassicales, Brassicaceae.
UUAUAAUAAAUUUUUAGUUAGCAUUGGUUUAUAACAUAUUAUAUUACUAAUUACGAAACUAAUUAAUAUGUUAUAAAAAUAUUUAAAUUUUUAAGUAAGAUUUUGUUAGAUUAUUUAUCAACAGAUUUUGUUAUAAUUAAAAAAAUAAAAUUCGAAUUUAUAAUUAAUGUAAAUAAUCAAAUGUAUUAAUUAAUUCUUUAAGUGGUCCUACUAUAACUUGUUAAUGGUAGAUAAAAAUGAACUCUAAUUUAAUAGAUUAGAUAUAUUAACUAAUUCUUUAAGUGAUCCUACUAUAACUUGUUAAUGGUAGCUAAAAAUAAAACUAUAAAUUAACAGAUUAGAUGUUAAAUAAAACUCCUAUAAAAAUACAUCGUGGACAGUAAUUAAAUAUGUCCUAAAUCACUUCAAAAUAACUAAACUAGAGUCUCUAUAAAUUAAUACUCGAUAAAUUAAUCUAUACUAUUAAAGCAGAAUCCUUCUUAGGAUUAUGCCCCUGGCUUUUUUAAAAAAUUACAAAACAUACCACUACUAUUUUUAAUAUCUUUAAUGAUCUACAAAAAUUUAAAGUCCUUUUGAUAGGUCCAAAUUGAACCAUUAUUAACCCAUUAGGCCCAUUUUGUUUAAAAUAUAUUUAGUGAAAAUCAUUAAAAAGAUUGUUUUAUUUUUUUAUAUAGGGAUUAUACAUUUAAGAGAUAAACAAAUAUAUUAACCCAUUAUGCCAAUUUGUGUAAAAUAUCUAUACUUAGAAUCAUAAAAAACCAGUUUUAUUUUUAAGCUGAGAUUUUACAUUUAAGAAAUAAACAAAUUAAUAUAUGUGAUAUAUUUAAGAAUUAAACAAACGACAGAUUUGCAGUCCUAUAUGUGUAAACACAAUUUUACUAAUAACACAUAAAUUGCAUUACAAUUUAUAAAAAUAAAACCAUAUUAGAUAAUAAACUAUUCAAACACAUACUCACACUAAUUAGAAUUACAAUUUAUAAAAAUAAAACCAUAUUAGAUAAUAAAAUAUUGAAACACAUCCUCAUCUAAUUAGAAAUAAUAUUAAAAUUGAACAAUGACAUUUUAAUACCCCUGAUUUUUCAAAUUAAUUACAAAAGGUUCCAUUACCUUUUUCAAUUAAUUUAAUUAAUUACAUAAAUUUCCAUUCUUUUUUCAAUUGUUUUCAGAAAUUAAAAGCCCAACACAUUUGUUUCUGUCCAACUAAAUAAAACAGCCAAAUAAUUUAAAUAAUUUAUCCAUCAUUUUUUAACCCCAUUUCGUGUAUGUUUACUAAGUUAGUAAUACUAACAUAUCCAUAUUCGUUUGUGUUUUAACCCCAUACCCUAAAAUUCUAUUCAAACCCCAACUCUAUUCAAGCCCUAUUAACACCAUCAAAACCCGUUGUCCAAAAAACACAAACCAAAUAUAUAGAUGUUCAUUAUAAUGCUUGUGUCUUAUAUGGAAUUCGCCUUUCAAUAAUAUAGGGUUAGCAUAUUUUGAAAUCAUUGGUUCUCAAUGUUAUUGACCUUUUAAACAACAAAUAAUAUUUAACACAUUUUAAUAUUAAUAUUUAUCAAAGUUGGUAUAUAAAUAUAAAACAUAAUAAAUAGAAACUCACAAAUUUUCGGAUUCAAAACAAAUAAAUUCCAAGAAUAUUCUCUAUAACAUCCAUUUUCGUAAUUGCUAAAUACAAUAAAUUCAAAAGAUAAUAUAUAGAAAUUAAAAGUUUUGAUUUAACUAAAUUAACUUGAUGACUACGUAUAGAAUAUAUUCUGUUUGACAUGUUAACUGAAAUUAUAUUAGUAAUAAAUAGAAACUCAUAAAUUUUCGGAUUCAAAAUAAAUUAAUUCCAAGAAUAUUCUCUAUAACAUCCAUUUUUGUAACUGAAUUUAUAUUAGUUGCCAUAUAUUAUGUUUGACAUGGUAAUUGAAUUUAUAUUAGUUACCAUAUAUUCUGUAAAUCAUAUUAACUGUAUUUAGUGAUUAGUUUCAUAAAAUAAAAACUGACUAUAAAAAAAUAUAAAAUCUAUUAAAAUACAGAUUAAACAAAUAUUUAUUAAUUUAAAUAACAUUUUAAGAAUAAACGAUCCCGCGCUUUGAAAGCGCGGAUCAAAUUCUAGUAAUCUCUAUAAAUUAAUAAAUUUUGUCGGUUCCAACUUGGGCCGGAUCAAAAUUCGAUACAAAUCGAUAAAAUAAUAAGAUUUUUUUUAGAAAAUUCUAUGUAAAUAUAUGGUCCUAUUAAAAUUAUAAAUUAAUAAUUUAUAUGUAUAUAUAUUUUAUAUAAGUAAGAACCUAUUAUUAUAUUGUUUGUUUUAUAUUCACAAUGAAAUUAUCUUUAUAUUUUCUUAACACUUAAUAUAUGUUUUAAGAGAUUUAGUAAUAUUAUUUCUAAAACCACAUUUAAGUUCUAUGUAAUAUAUAUUACAUACACCAAAUAAUAUAAUAAAAUUAAUAUAAAUGUCAAAUUUAAAAAAAAUAACAAUUAAUGUCUAUACACUAAAAUCAAAUAUUUUUCUUAUCUUAGAAUAAAUAUAUUUUAAAAUAUGAAAUCUAAACAAAGAAAGUUUUGUAAAUUUAUAUCUCUAUAAAUUAAUAAAAUUUUGAAGUCCCAACAUUAUUAAUUUAUAGAGAUUCUAGUGUAUGUGUAUUUCAAUUUAUCAGUAUCAGAGUCAAUAAUAUAUUAUUUACGAGGUGGUGAACAUUUAUUACUCAAAUCGUUAAUCAGCUCUACGAAGAAGAACUAUGGUUUGGUCUACAUGGCUUGGGCGGUGUGAAAGUUGGUGACGAUGAAUGCAUUAUAGUUUAUUGAUAAAUUACAACUCGAUUAUUACUUGAUCAAUUAAUUAUUGAUAAAAAAAUGCUAAAUUCAUAAUUCUGAUCAUAUUUAGGCUUAACUAGAAACCUCAAUUAGAUUUUAUAGUCAUCAGAAAAAGUUAUGAUACAUAACAUUAUAUUUUUAUUAUAAAACGUUUUGAACAUUCAGUUAUAAAAUGUUUCAACAUAGUUUUAAAUAGUAUUUAAAAGCAAAAGUGGCCAAGCCGAAGACAGUCAUAUAUGCAUAGGGUUUGUUUAGAUUUUUAUAUAAACAAAAAUAAAGGAAUGGGGUUGGGUUUGUUUUCUUGUAGAUUAUUAAAUUUGUUUUUAAAAUAUCAAAUUAAAGGAAAAAAUAAAAACAGUUAUUUAUAAUUUAUAAAUGUGAGAAAACACCUUUUUAAUAUCUACCAACAAAUCAGAACUAAUAUUGAAUUAUCCAAAGGUAGAAGUCAUCAAUCAAGAUAUGAACUCUAACACUAGCUGACCUAAAUAUAACUUUUACAUAUUAUCUAAUUCGUAUACAUUUAAAUGUAUUUAUAACAGAAUAAUCAAUUAAUCAUUACAUUUAUGUGGGGGAAGAACUAGAAUAAGCAAUAGGUAAAAACAAAGAGCUUCUCUCUCUACUCCGUUCUCUCACCUUUAUCUUUUACGAAAUUAGAGAUCUGAUGAAGCCUUUGUUUAUAUCGUCGGUUUGUUUCCAGCGUUUUUCAACCGGCUUCGGCUUUUCCGACCGGUCAUCGCCUCCGAAGUCGCACCUUAUCUCUUGGUGGACUUUUGGCUUUUGUCUCUGGCGCCUAUCCCUUCUCCUCCGGUGAUAGACGGCCGGCUUUUGACUCCGCGUCAAGCUCCCAUGGUGUUUGGCGGCGGCUUAUCACCGGGAUCAUCCCGGUUAUGUUCGAUUGGCGUUUUCUGCUUAUUCUACUCUCAAUCGUCUCUCUUCUAUUAUCUUCGAUGGCUUCUUCCUCCCCUUUGUUAGGGCCGAUUCAUCUUCGAGCUUUCUUUUAUCAUUAAAGAUGACCGCUUGUCAUGCAGGAAGAUUGAAGAUUGUAGAGUUGAUUGAAGACGAUUGUAUUUUCUUCUCGAGACGUCGAUCUGGUGAUCGAUUUGGAUCUGGUUGAAGACUGCUCCGAGUGAGCAUUUCUUCUUCAUCCUGUCUCCGCCGACGGCGGGGAUCCGUCGCAUCUCCUCUUUGGUACCGGCGGAAGCAAGCUGACUCCCAGCCUGACCCGUGUCUUCUGAUCGCCGGGCGAUCGAACACGUGGUGGUGACCUGUCGGCUUCCUUCUGCAACGGUUUAUACUUUUGGGCUGACAGCCCAAAGUCUGUUUGUUUCGGUUGGGCUUUUGAGCCCCUUUGUCUUUUAAGUUGUGGGCUUGGUUCUGUUUAGGGCUUUGACCCAUUAAUAAAACUCAGUUGACAAAAAAAGAACUAGAAUAAGCAAGUACGGCAGAGAUAUGUCUGACAGAAAGAAAGAAAGAAAAAACAAAACUACAAUAAUACUCUAUCCGUUCCUAAAAGAUGUAUGUUUUGGAAAAAAAAAUUGUUUUAAAAAGAUACAUUUUUUACUUUUUCAGUGUAUGAUUUUAUGAAAAAUUGUAAGUUUCAAAAAAAUUAAUGGUGUUUAUUAAAUUUCUAUUGGCUAAAAGUUAUAAAAAUUUGUUAUUCACAAAAAACAAUGCAUAUUUAAUGAGUUUUUUUAGGCUCCGAAUGGUAACAGCGGUUUGAACGGUGCGGGACAAGCGGAUUGGAUACUGCGGUGCGGUUUAGCUGCGGUUUGUAUAAGAGAAACGCAUGCUGCGGAAUAACUGCGGUUCGUUUAAAAAAAUGGUUCAAAACAAAGUAUGAAUGGUGACAUAUACCAUAAAUAGUGCAACUGCGAGAUACAUAUGAUAUAUUUAUAUUUUACAAACUAAAAUCAGUGAUACUAGUAUAAUUAUUAAAAAUAUAAAUUUUCUUUUAAAAAUAUUUUAUAUAUCUCAAAUAUAAAAUUUAAUAUGCUAUAAAUGAGAUUUAUAGGCAUUUAUUUUAUGUUUAAAAAAUUAUAAUUGUGCUAGUUGUCUUUAAACAAAAUUAAAUUAAAAUAUCCAAAAAUAUUUUAUUAAUUUAUUAAAAGAUUAUAAAUUUAGAUACCAGUGAUGCUGGUAGAAUUUAAACAACUGUUAUUUAAUUUAUAAAAAUCUUUAUAUAUCUGAAAAACUUUACAAAUCAUAUCCACAUAUUUCUUCAUCUAAAUAUUGUAUUUCAAAUUUUAAAAUUGUAGCUAGUCAUUGGCACAUUUAUCUGAAACAAAAUCAAACCAAACCAAAAACUAGGUUUGGUUUGGGUAUGGAUUCUAUCAAUUAUACUAGUUGAUCCUAUAUUUCUAAAACUGAAAAACCGAAACCAAACCGAGAACCGAAUAAGUACUUGAAUUUAUAUAAUAUAGUUUAUAUAUAUAAAAAUAUUAACUAUAUUUAGAUUUAAAAUAAUAAAAUAUUAUUUAAACUGAACAUGUAUUUUCGUAUUGGUUCCGGUGCAGGUUUUCGAGUUCGGAUAAAAUGUCUAAGUCUAAUGUAAAUAACAGAGAAAUGUACGCAUUAGCAUUCAUAUUUUGUAAAGUUGAUAUUAGUUUUCUUUAGAAAUACAAUGAUACAUAAUACAAGAGAGUAUAGAGAAAUUUGGUUUUAUGAACAUUUUUAAUAUAGAAACAAAAAAUGAAAAAUAUUUAAACCACCUACAGUAUAGCUAACCACACCUUAUACAUACAUAUUGACCACACCCUGCGUUUUACCUUGACAAGACUAUAAAGUAAUAUUUUGUUUUGUUUAUUAUUUUACUUUGCCCAUUACCCAAGAAAACAAAAUGCAUAUGAAUGGUAACACAUAAUUGCGGACCGCUUCGUCCCGCUACGGAACGCGUUAAACAUUCAUAACCUUAAUAUAUGUGAAUUGUGAAAAGUCUAGAAUAUUCAUCUUUUAAAAACAGAGAAAGUAAUAAUAAUGAAGCAAUCGAUGAAUUAAGUGCGCGAAAUUAUGAUUAAUUAACUAAGAUCUUUAAUAUCCUAAGGUAGUUGGAAGAUUUAAGAAAUUAAUAGUAUUAUACUAUAAGAAAAGGGGUUUUGUCACAUUAUGACCUUUAUAAGACAUAUUAAGAUAGACAACAAUUAUAUUUGAUCUGCCCAAGUGGAAGUCUUAGCUGUUUCUAUUUCGGUCAGCUCUCAUUUUGUUUUCUUCUUCUUUCGUCUAACUAGUGCUUAUGGGCGGCUUAUAUUACUAAUUUACUGUGUACUAUAUACAUAUAUAAUUUUGUAUACAUACAUACUCUACAUAUAUAUAUAUAUAUAUAUAUAUUCUGAACAACUCCCUCGUACAUGCACUUACUACGAUUUGUUUUGAUAGCGACGAGUUUAAUGACAAACAAAAACAAUAACAAUAACAUAAAGCUACAAACGAUUUAAUUGUAUAAUCAUUCUAUGCCUACAUUUCCGUCAAUAUUUAAUUUAGUACCUAUAGAAAAUGUUAUUGUUAGGGCAUCUCCAAUUAAAUACUAUUUUUUCUAUAUUUUAUAUUAAAAUAGAAUAAUUUUAUAAUAGAGUUAAAUUUAUUUCAAUAGUUUACUUUAUAAUAAAGUGAAAUAUAUAUUAAUAUUGCUUUUUAUACUCCAAAUAUAAAUUGAAAAAACAACACUCUUCUAUAUUUCUUCACUCUAUUAUAGAGUGUGAUUGACAAACACUGGAGUAAAUGAAAGUAAUUAAAGUAAACUAACUUGGAAUAAAAGUUAUAGAGUAAAUAAGAUGUAUAAUGUAUAAUAAAAAUAAAAAGUUAGCGUAACUGACAUUUCCACUUCUAAAACCAAGAGAAAAAUAGUUGGUGUCUUACAAUCUGUUAAAUAGUAACCGGAAUAAAAGAAUAAACUAAUGAUUAAAUUUUUAUAAAGUAAACCAUUGGAAUAAAUCCAAUUUUAUAAUAUUAUCGUUCUAAGUGACUUACAGUUACAUUCAUAGUGUAACCCUGUUAUAAAGUAAACCAUUGGAGUAACUCCAAUUUUAUAAUAGAAUUACUCUAUUUUAGUAUAAAAUAUAAAGUAAAAAAUAGUAUUUCAUUGGAGAUGGGUCUUAAUCGCUGAAUAUAUCUGACAUUCACAUAUUUUUGUUUCUAUGGAUUAAUUCAUGUAUUAAUGAUGAAUGGACAUUAUAAUCUUCAAAUCGCUUCUUAUGUGGAACUUAAAAGUUAGCCGUAAUGAAUUACAAAUAUUUUAAUCUACAUUGAUUUAGUGUCAAUAAGCUUUGUAUACCGUUCUAAUGAAAUAAAAAUCGUAGAAGUUUAAUACUCUUACCCAAAUUUUUCAGGCCAAGAUCGUAUUAGCUCAAUGUUGUAAGAAAGUGAUCAUAAACAUGUAUUUACUGAUUUGAAAUCAUUUUUUCACAUUUCUGGGAAAAGGUAGUUAAUUAGUUGAAUAAAGUCACUUAAAUUUUAUAUAUGUAUCUAAUGAUUUUUGGUUUUAUAUAUAACUCCUAGUUAGAAAAGAAGUCGUAUGGCUGUUUUGUAUGUGCAUAUAAAUGGCUAUUUAUAGAAUAAUAUAUAUAUGUAUAUAGCGAAAUCAUGGUGAGAGGAGAAACUAAAAUUCGUGAAAGCAAAGAUGUGAGUUUUUCUUUGAUCUAAUGAUUAACGGAAGCAUAUAUAUAUAUAUAACCUUUGACGACGACAAUAUGAAUGGUGGUGCGACUUUGCUUCUUCGUGUCAAUCAAAUAUUUACCUCUAAGUUAUGAAAUUUUACUAAUCUUAUUUAAAUUUGACAAAAAAAUAUUUGGUUAACUAUAAUAAGACCUUUUGAUCUAUAGGCUCAUAAAUAUAUUUAAAAUGCAGUUAACUCUAUGUAUAUGUAAAAAUAGUUACAGAUAUAUGAGGACAAGUCACUUCACAUGACAUGCGUAUCUAACCUUCACUUGGAAUAAUUUAUUACAGUUUCGUCAGAACCGUGCGAAGGAUUUUGAUGCCGUAAGCAAAAUAAAAAUAGUAUAUAAUUUUAACAUAUGAUCUUAUGGAUAUGACAACUAAUAUAUAAUAAGUAAUCAUUUAAAAAAAAGUUUUGGUAGAAGAUACAAAAAUAUUUAUUAUCAUUUUAUGUUUAUUUAACAAAUAUAAAACUGAAACAUGCAAAUCAGUCUUUUAAUUACAUAUUUUCUGUUAAGUUUGUAAAAUGAGCAAGCAAAAUUAUAUAAAGAAGAAGAAAAAAAUUAAAGAAAUUAAUAUGGUAAAAAGUGAUUAUAGAAACAUGAUCUAAGUUGUAUUAUAGAAUCAGUGAAAAGAACAUUGCUAGUGAUUUGUUAAUCUAUGUAGUUUAGUUAAGAACCAAUCAAGAAAGUUUGUUUAUGUAUGUAUAAAAUAAAAUAUAUAAAUAUAUGCCUUAUGAUUUUUUUGUAAAAAUUAUUGAACAGAAGCGAGUGCUUCAAAUUUGCUUCAGUAGGCACGGCACUGAGUAUCGUCGACGUCGAACUGAUUUGCACCAUGCACCAUAUUUUAAGUUCGGUAACAUCCAAGAGCACUAUAUGAAUUUGAUUUCUAAUUUCUAUAAUAUCUAUAUAUACAUUUGAAGCACAACUAGAAAUACUCCUGCCAAAUAUGUAUCUACAACUAAAGUAGAAAUUAAAGUCAAAAGAAUAAAAUACUAAAGCGAAACACAGAACGUGUAAACGAUUAAAUCACUCAGAGGUUGACUUCAAAAGAAGAAUUUUGAGAUUAACGUCAAACCGAGGCGACAAGAAUGGUUGAGACUUGAGAGCAUAAGUGUGUGUGUACACAAAUUUUACAAACCAAAAAAUGAUGACGGUCGAGAUCUGAUUAAUUUAUAUUGUUUCCUCAUGGAGUAAUGAUGAUGAUCGUUUUGGACUGUAUAUAACCAUUUACUUUUAUCUUACUACUUAUUACUUUAUAUCUUUAUGAAAUUUCAUCGACUGUGUUCUAAUAUGAAAACAUGUGAUGAACUGUAUAUUUAUUAUCUAAUAACGUUAGUUUAUAUUUAAAUUACAAAAUCAUGGGCGAUUAGGUAUGGAAACACAAACUCACAUAAUGAUGUGUAUAUAUAUAUAUUUAACGUGCAAGAUUUUAUGCUGGUGUAUCAUAUAUAUAUAUAUACAUAUAUAUGCAUGAUUUAGAAAUAAGAUUUUUUUUGAAAGAUUAAUUUUAAAGAGAGAAAUAUCUUCUCCAAUUACUGCAUAAUAUUUGUAUAUGUUACACGUUAUACUCUUUAUCAUCAUUAUGUAUAGCCUUUCUUAUGGUAACUGAAUUUUUGAAAACCUGAUUUCAUUCUUUUACUAAGGAAAUGGUUAAACUCAUGUUUAUUAAAAAAACAGACAUAAUUUUUGGGUGGAAAGUACAUCUUAAAGAUGAAUUUUCUCCCAGGUAUUUAAAUGGACCGUAAGAAAUUUCACAUGAAAAUCUAUCCAUGAUGUAAUUCAACAUAGCAACUCUUACUCUAGUAAAAACAACUAGACCACGGCGAUACUGAUUUCAUUUCGGUCCUAAAAGAGUGGAAGCUAGACUAAUAAAAGUGAACUGUUCUUUCUUUUUAAAAAAGGAUAAAAUGAAAUAGAAGUAGUCGAUGAUCGGAUGAUGGAAGGCCAUGAGGGAGGCCGUGUGGGUUGUCUCCGCGAUAUUCUCUUUCUCUCAGCUUUUUCUUUGCUUUCUCAAAUGCUCUGUGUACAAUUUUCAUAUGUUAAAAUAUUAUUUCUCUGUAUAUUUAGUCUUUUUAUUACACCGCAUGCUUACGACAUUCUGACGUUUUCCUCUACCUCAUUCUAGCUCCCUACGUGUAAUGUAAAAAUUCAGACCAAUUUUAAUUGUUUGUAUUUCUGAAUAUAUAAAACUUAAAUACGUUAUACCAACGGAUAUUGCUACGAGUAUAGUUGGACUGCCAAAAAGGAACUAAUUAGCAUUUCGUAUGACACAAGCUGGUAUAUGUAACUAUAUAUAACUUAUGGAGUGAUGAUCGAUAUCAGCACAAUUUAACAAGUUUAGUUUAUAUUCCAUUGCGACCCGUCUCUUUUUCUCCAUAAGCAGUAAUACUAGUUUCUGUAGUGCCGUUGUCAAUGUAUAGCGAACAAAGUUGUAUACAAUGCAAUGGGUGUUAAUAUAAUUCUCAGAAAAUAGUAGUAUGUAUACAUCAAGAUGAGUUGAUCUAUAAUAAAUAGUAUAGCUAAGCAGUAAAUUUCUAAUGGUCAUAUGACUCAUGACUUCAAGUUUCAUGGCUUGGUGCUGUAAAUUUAAUUAUCAUAUUUCCACUAGACUUUUUUUUUCCAAUAUAAAUAAAUAUAUCAUAGUAUUUUAUUCAUGGUAGUAUUUUUGUAAAACUUGUUUUCUAAAUAUCUACCUAUCUUUUUGAGUUAUGCCCUAACCAAAUACUAUAAUGUUUAACACUAAAAAUUCGAUUAUACGUAAAACAUGAAAGAUAAAAAGAAAGAGUUUGGAAAGGUCUUUCAUCAAAGAAAAUUAUAUAUGUGAAAAUGUUUUGUCUCAAUAAUCUUAGACGGUAAAAUCAAGUGGAAAUCAAAACCAAAACAAUGCUAAAAAGCCGUCGAAUGAAGUAGGAUUAAAUGGAAUACAACUGUGGAUCUCUUUUUUAUUCUUCUAAAAGCAUUUCCAAUGUAAAAUUUCAUUUUCUUUCUCCAAAAUAGAGUAAGAAAAUGGAAUAAAAUUGCUUUAACCCAACUCCAUAUUCCACUCCAUAAUGAAUAAAUAAAAAAUAGAUUACUCUAUUUAUGAAAUAAACUCUAUUAUGGAGUAAGAUAUAGAGUUGGAUUGGAGCAUUUCUUACUCAAUUCUCUAUUUCAUUCCAUUUUAGAAUAAAAAAUGGAGAAGAGUUGGAGAUACCCUAAGGCUAUAAUGUUGUAAUAAGUAAUAACUAGUACUUCAAUCUUAGUAACUCUAGUAAUUUUAAUAUAGUUAUCUUAGAAAAACUAAACUUUUAUUGAAUGCCAUGAGUCAAAAGAAGAAGAAGCUAUUUUAACACUUUUAAAAUAAGGUAAAUAAAUAAUCGGCGUUUGCUUAAGUUUUAUACUCUUAUGUGUUUGUUUUACAUAAACCCUAAAAUAUUUAACCAAGAUUAUUAGCAUAGCAGAAUCAUAAAAAAAAACUAUCAGCAGCUAGCCUCUAUUUAUUAUGGUGCAAAGAUUUUAUUUUGAACAGUAUCCUAAAUGAAAAACAAAAAGAUUAAGAUAAAAGUUUAGACUUCUCUUAUAUUACCUAUGAAUUUAUGUAUAUAUUAUGGUUUUUGGAUAGUUUUAUAGUUGACUAAAGACAUGUAUAUAUAUAGGUAGAGAGAGACUCGGAUCUUUCUUUACUUUUUUAUCAAUUUUAAUUAUCCAUCAAACUAAAAGAAGUAUUGCAAAUUAUUUCUUAAUUUUGAUGUAAUUGGAAAUAUUCCUUGUACAUGAAUAUGAUUUUUUAACGCUGAUUUAUUAUGAUAUUACAAUUAUGAUAUGAGAAAGAUUAUAUAGACGACUCAACAACCGACAAUACUACAUGCCUUAUGAGGAUCUACGCCUAACUGCAUCACAUGAGCCGUCCUAUGAAGAUCCACGUCUGACCAGAUUUACUUGCACCAUGUUGAAGAUCCCUUAUAAGCUUUUUCGUAGUCUGCAUAAUUGUUUUUAAUAAAUCGUUUUUUCCGGGACUUGAAACCUGAAUUUCCUGUAAUGUACAAGAAAUUGCGUAGUAUAAGAUUCGAACCCCAAAACUAGGUGUAGAAGUGUUUAAACCUUAACCACUAGACUACGGUGUUUCCACUACAUGAAUAUGAUUUGCUGUGAAUAAUUGUUUGUUCUUGUAUUGGAAAUAUUUAUUCAAAUACUUUAAUGGACAAAAUAUGGACAUGCCCUAAAUAAAUUUUAGUGUAAACAAAACAAUGGAAUCUAAUUUAAUUUUCAAAAAAUAAUGUGUUUACAAAAGAAAAAGUUAAUUUUCUUACCGAAUGUAAUUUUUUAGAUAGAACAGGAUCAUGCAAAUAGCAAACAUACUAGUAAUAUUUAGCGGCUGUAAAAGAAUGUGAUAUAUUUCGACACUGUUCCACUAUAAUCCAAAAACGGAUGCCUAAAACCACAGCAGAAUUCAAUAUUCGUGUGACUUUCAAUUUUCUGUCGGACUCGUUGAGAAUUGGAAACGUAAGAAUUUGCGUAGAGAGACCAAAGUAAUUAGGCCAAUGAAAAUGAUUAGAGAGGUGGCCAGUGAAAAAACUAAAGAUCUUAUAAAUCAGAUUUAAAUAUUAAUACAAUUUUGUUAAUUAGUAAACGUAUAAGAAAAUGAUGAAGUGUCAUAUUCGGGCUCUGACUCUGAGAAUGAACAAGUAGGGUCCAGAUGUUACAGCACGCGCGCACGCCACGUGGAGCCCACUAGUUGACUUAACAUGACUGGAAAAAGAAAGAGAAGAUAACGGUGAAGGUCAUAGCCAAAGAGGCAAAUACUGAUAAAAAAUCAUCGCAGUGGACCAGUGGUCUGUGACUCUGAUCGUGACGGUGACUGUGACACGUUCCUCUGGUCUAGUCAAUCCGUUUCAAACCUCUUUCUUCCUUUUCAAUUUAUUUUAUAUAUUUAUUAAGAAAGUCAAUUUGUAACUACAUGAACAGUGUGAUCGGUGAAGAAAGGCUGAACUGAGAACAAAUGAGAGGAACAACUAUUAAACCUUGAAUGACUUUAACCCUCCAUAAACAAAUUCGUCUUUUCUGAACGGGAAUCCCGUUAAAUUGAAACGCAAUAUUUUGUUUAAUCACUGGAAAAUGACAAGAGAUGCUUAAAACCCCAUUUAUCAAUGGGCAGAGACAAUCACAAUUCAAUCCAAAAAAAAAGAGGGUUUUUCUUCCUUUUCAAAAACCAUGACGGUGAUAUAAAUCAUAAACUCAGUUGUUUCUAAUCCUAAUGCUUUAUCUCUUGUUUAUUUAUUUAUCAAAACGAUGAAUUUUGGAAUGUUAAGUAACCUAGGUUAUCCACAUUUCCACACUUAUCCAUCUCUCCACACUCCAAAUUUUACCAAGAAUUUAUCAGGAAAAUGAAUUAUAGAUAAGAUUUUACUGUGCAGUGAACAUGAAAGAAGUGAACAUACCUAGUUGUUGAAAGAAAGAAGAACCCUAAUUUUGAGUGUGAAAUGAAUAUAGAUAAAAUGAGAGAUCUUUUUGACUUAUUUCACCUUCGAUAGUUCUUGAAAGAAAGAAGAAGCCUAAUUUUCAUGACUGUCUCUCUGCCCAUUGAAAAAAUAGGGUUUAAGCAUCUUGUAUUGUUUUAUGUGAUUAAAUGAAACAUUACGUUUCAAUUUAACGGGUCCCCGUUCAGAAAAAAUGAUUUUUUUAUAAAAGGUUAAAAGUAUUGCAGGUUUAAUAGUUGAGGGUUUAAAAACAUAAAAUUUUAGUUUGAAGUUUUUCAUCCGAUUUAGAAAACAAUUCGAGGUUUAAAUCUAGUAAAAUAUAUGUUGAUUGUAAGCAUCUCGUGUCGUUUCUGUAAUUGCAUAAAAUUUCGCGUUUCAAUUUAACCGAUCUCCGUUCAUAAUAGACAAUUUUGUUAAUGGAGGGUUAGAAAUAGUUUAAUAAUUAAUGGUUUAAAAACAUAAAAUUUUAGUUGAAGAUUUUUCAUCCGAUUUAAAAAUAGUUGGAGGUUUAAAUCACUAAAUACCAAUAUCCUAAAACCUCUCUCAUAUGUAGCGUAACUUUAUUAUUUUAAAUUGUUUUUUUCUACUUGAUUGGUGUCAAAUGAGCGUAACCGAGAGUUAAUUUUAGUUACUCUAUUUUUCUUGCGCUAAAUAUGUUAUACAGUCAAGUCCCUAUAAUUCAUCACAUGUUAAAAUUUAUUACUUUUUAUAUAAUUCUUUUCGGCUAUUCUAUCGACUCCAAAGUAAAACACUAGUUAUCUAAUUUGAAUUGGAAAUGUUUACAGAUUAAUAUCAUCUAUUAUUAAGGUAUCAUGUAAACUGCAUGAACCGAAAUCCAAAAUCUAUUAAUCAAACAUCAACUUUGUUCUUAACAUCGUGAAUCAAAGAAAAAAAAAAACUAACGCCGAGUCCUAAAUUAACCCUUAUCACUAAAAUAUUACUAUUUAGUUAUCUUUAUUACUUGUUAUAUCCUUGUACCGAAGUUGAUAGUGUUAAAUAAAAGAAUUGGUAUUUGGUGAACGUAAUAUAUAUAGAAGUGAGUGUCUAUUACAAAUCUUUAUGAUGCUUAUGGAAAUACAAGUUUAUUACAAAUCUUUUUUAUCUAUGUUUUGUAAUUAAAAAAUUAAAAAACGUAAUUACAUUAAUUCAAAAAUUUUAAAACAUAAUUACAUUAAAAAGCGUCUACUACAAAUCGUUGGUCAAAAGAAAAAAUCUCCAAGGGGGUGAAUUGAAUCUAAAAUUUAAAGUGAUUUGAUUUUUAAUGAGAUUUUAGAUGAUUUCAAUGAAUUUCAGAUAUAAAAUUAAAUAAUUUUUGUUAAAUCACUCUAAAAUAUCACCUAAAAGUUCUGUUCGGGAACGCGCUAGGCACUAGUCGGGCAGUCAGGUAAAAAGAAAAUCGGAGAUUAAUCGAAAAUUAUUGGGACAAAAUUUUUAGAUUGUUUACUAUGUUAUCAAACAUGUUAAUCUUUAAUUAUGUAUAAUAUUAAUACAUUUUCAAGUUUAAGACUGUAUAAAACACACAAAUAUAAUAUAUAAACUUAAUAUAGUAUAAUUUUCAUCAAAAUUAUGAAUAUAAAUGAUAUUUAUAAAAUUUUAGACCAAAAAAUAAAUAAAAAUAUUAUUAAAAAUAAAAUUAAAAAAAUAAAAUAAUAAAAAUAGAUUAGGCGGCCGCCUAGGCGGUCUAGGCGGAAAAAAUCGGAUAUCCGAUUUUUUAAACCGAUAUGGCAUAAAUCGGGGUGGAAGAGUGACGCGUAGCGCCCAGGCGGCCGAUUUUUUGAACAAGGCCUAAAACCAUGGGAUUUGGGUUUUUUUUUUAACUAAGAAACUCCACCAAAACAUUCUAAAGUCACUUAAAAACUUUAAAUGGCGGGGGUGUAUUCAAUAUAAAAUUUAAGGUGAUUUGAUUUUUAGUAAAAUUUUAGAUGAUUUUAAUGAAUUACAGAGAUUAAAGUGAUUUUUGUUAACGCAUUCUAGAAUAAUAUCACUUAAAACCAUGGAAUUUGAGUUUUAUUUUUUUUGUAAACUAAGAAACUUCACCCAAAUACUCUAUAAUCAUUUGAAAACUUUAAAACUCUACAAGUUAAAAUAUUUUUUAAUAAAAGUGGAUUUUAAAGUACUAUAUGAAAUGUCAAGUUCAAUAAGAGUAUAUUUUAAAUGAGUUUUUAAAAUUUUUGUUUGAAUAGCAAUGAAUUUGUAAUUUUGAUACAAAUCACCUAAAACUCUUAGUUUAGUACGCCUCUUAAAACUCGACAACUUUAAAAUAUUUUCAGUAACAAUAGAUUUUAGAAUACUUUAUAAAAUGUCAAUUUCUGUAACACUGGAUUUUAAAUGAGGUUUUAAAAUUUAUGUUCGAAUAACAGUAGAAUUGUCAUUUUGAUACAAAUCACCUAAAACUCUCUAUUGAAUACACUCCCCCUAGCUAGUGUUUCAAGUAAUUACGUUAAUUCAAACAUGAAUUAAUCUGAUCAUGAUAGAAAAUAGAAACGAAUGAUGCUGUAAGAAGACAAAACCUAGUAAAUAUAUAAAGAGUCGAAGGUCAGUAUGAAAAUAUAAAUAUAUAACUUUACCAAAAAAAUGACAAAUGAAGAAAACUAGAAAUGUAUAGGAGAAAUGAAAUACUGGUAUUCUUUGACAAAAAAAAGAAGAAGAAGUAGUAGUUGGGCAUGACGUCUGCAGAAGAGUCAGCGAGAGCCACCUGAAAAUAUGUCAACCUAACAUUAAUCAGAUGUCUUGGUAAAUAGUUAACGAAAACCCUACCACAAACUUAACAAAAAAAAACUAAAAAUAUAAAUUGAUAAAAUUUAUAAGUAUCUCUCUCGUGUGGCUCCUCAUCAUUUCAUGUGAAGCACAAUCUGAGAAGACACAGCAAAUUAAGAUCCAUCAUCCAUCUCACCAACAACAUAUAUAUAGUAUACACACAUAGUGAUAACAAAAAAUACCAUGGGAGAUCAUCAUGAUUUCAUCAACUCAGGAAGCUGGUGGAAAGUAUCUUCUUCUUCCUCAAUAUCUUCUUCCUCUUCCAUGAGAGCAAACUCAAUUGAAUCUGGUGGUUCUGCUGCUUUCCAUGAUAAGCUUCAUCAUUCAUUAGCUACUGAUCAUCAUCUGCAGAUGAUUGGUUUAGGGCUCUCUUCACAAUCACAUGUAGAUCAAUGGAACCAAUCUCUCUUAGGAGAUAGUAAAGCGGAGACAGGCUUUGGAGUGAUGCUUCAAGAGAAUCUCAAUUUAGAUGCGACCUCAAACGCAAACGCUAACACAACGUCUUACCAGUUGCAAGAAUCUGAUCCCUCUCACCACCAUGCUUUGUGGCGAGACCCACACAUCAAUAACAGCGAUUUCAAACCGCAGCUAAACAUGACGAGUAGCAACAACCGCGGGUUCUUCUUGGAUCAUCAGUUCAGCCCUCACGGGAGCUCAAGCACCGACAGUAGUACAGUGACAUGUCAAGGUUUCUCUUCUGACAAUCCGUCAAACACUUUGUACGGACCAACGGCAACAACUCCUAACUCCUCUUCAGCUAUGUUUCAUCAUCAUCAAGCAGCUGGCUUCAACAUGCCUGGCUCAUCCGAUCAGCAGCCGUCUAGGACUCAUCAGGCAUCAAAUCUUGGUUACUCUCAGUUCGGUUCAUCCACCGGAAACUACGACCAGACGGCGUUGAGAUUCUCUAACAACGCAACGUUUUGGAACCCUACUGCGACGGCGGGAAACGUGGGUCCUACUCAUCAUGACGCGUCGUCGAACUAUUUUCCGGCGUUACAGCCGCCGCAGAUUCACGCGCCGAGUUUUGACGAACAACCUAAGGGUAUGUCGGAGAUUAAAGAUUUGAGUAGCAGUGAAGUAAAAAGAGCCGGAGGAGAUCAGCCGGCGGCGAAAAGGGCUAAGAGCGAAGCAGCGUCUCCGUCACCACCUUUCAAGGUGAAGAAGGAGAAAAUGAGUGACAGAAUCGCUGCUCUCCAACAAUUGGUUUCACCUUUCGGAAAGACUGAUCAAGCCUCAGUGCUCUCUGAAGCCAUUGAAUACAUUAAGUUCUUACACCAACAAGUUUCAGCUCUGAGUAACCCAUACAUGAAUAGUGGAGCUUCUUUACAGCAUCAACAGAGUGAUCAUCCGAAAGAGCUAGAAGUAUCCAAAGAACCAGAUCUUAGAAGUCAAGGUUUAUGUUUAGUACCAGUUUCGAGCACAUUUCCAGUGACACACGAUACUACAGUAGAUUUCUGGACUCCUACCUUUGGUGGGACUUUUAGAUAGAUCGAUAUAUAGAUGAAAAGGUUGCAUUAGAUCUUGGUCGACAUAUUUUAACCUAUAUACAUGAAAAUUUGUUGAUAAGAAAAUCACCGCAUUUUAAACGAAGAAGCAAAAUAAGUCAAUGGACAAGUGAAACGUGUUUGUCCAGUUAUUUAUAUUUUGAUUUACAACUAAUCUUCAAAUUAAUGUGUAACUGAAGAAUUAUAUAGAGGAUAUAUAUAAGAGUUACUGAAAUUUGAGAGGUAUGUUUUUUUUUCUUUUCACACGAUAACGUCUCUAAACACAUUUCGAAACACAUCUAGAGGAGUCUUCUUUUAUUGCUGUUAUACGAAAAUAUAAAUGAUAGAUAUUAAGUUUCUCGUUAUAGCAGAAUGUAUGGAUCUAUAUAGCUCAAGUAGACUUCAUUGCUUCAGAGAAGGAGAAAGAGCCAUUUAAUUAUGGCGGAAAGGAGCUUUUGUUUCUUCCUUUUUUAGUAUUUUAUUUAUUGGAAAGGAAUAUUAGAUUCCAUGAUUAAAAGAGAAUAAUUGCUGAUAUGCAUAUUUUGAUUGGUCAAGGGAGAAAAUAAAUCUUUAAGUAAGAUAUUUAUAACUUUAGAAUAAUGUUAGUGGAAGUAAGAUGAUGGGCCAACGCCGGUUUUCAUUUCUA